Molecule: messenger RNA, 3066 nt
Organism: Penaeus indicus
Lineage: Eukaryota; Metazoa; Arthropoda; Malacostraca; Decapoda; Penaeidae
Product: carbonic anhydrase 2-like
Exons: 7
Coding region: 286-978 (230 amino acids)
Biological process (GO): one-carbon metabolic process
Cellular component (GO): plasma membrane
Molecular function (GO): zinc ion binding; carbonate dehydratase activity
Source: RefSeq, a predicted model, not a curated record
CUUUUUUCGCGUUAGUUGGGCUUGAUGUAGAAAGCCACUAUUACAUUACAAUUGCUAUAAUUUUAUGGAAAGCCCAUUGACGUUGCUCUUUCUCUUCCAGAGUCCCUCGCCUCCGGCGGAGCCCAGUGGGGUUACACAGGUGAACAUGGGACAGCGCACUGGGGCUCCAUCUUUAGGUCCUGCAGCGGCCAGCGGCAGUCGCCCAUCAACAUCGAGACGGGCAAUGUCAAGACCGAGUACUGGCUUCCCUUCACACUCAAGAACUACGACCAGCCUCCCACGCGCAUGCGCAUCAAGAACAAUGGCCAUUCCGCCCAGGUCGAGAUGGACGCCCAGGCGGCGCCUCGCGUGCGCGACGGAGGACUCAAGGGCGAGUACAUCUUCGCUCAGUUCCACUUCCACUGGGGGCACGACUCCAGCCUCGGCUCCGAGCACACCAUCGACGGCGUCAGGUAUCCCAUGGAGCUCCAUCUGGUCCACUACAAGGGCGCCUACGGAUCCCUGGCAGAGGCUGUGAAGAAGUCCGACGGUCUGGCAGUUUUGGGCGUGAUGCUUGAGGUCUCCAACAGCGACAACCCCGCUCUCACCCCCCUCGUCACCGCCCUCAGAAACAUUACGGACUCAGGCAUGUUUGCUGAGGUGGAAGCCAGGCACCCCCUCCGUGCCUUCCUGCCGAGGAACCUGGACACCUUUUACAGGUACUCGGGCUCCCUCACCACGCCCACUUGUAACGAAGUAGUAACAUGGACUGUUUUCGCGGACGCCAUCACCAUCUCCGAGAAGCAGCUGAACGGCUUCCGGGCCCUCAUGGACGACCGCAAUCAGCCAAUCGUCAACAACUUCCGGCCUCCGCAGCCACUCAACAACCGCAAGGUAAUGGUGUCAGCCAAGUCUGAUGCUGAUUCUGCUGCCAUGAAGAAAGUUGGGCUCACUCUUUACUUCAUGACCUCCAUGGCCGUCCUGAUGAUGAAUAUGUAGAACCCUUUUCUACUACCAUUGCCAACACCCUCUUUUUCUCCUCCACUACGCCUAAUAUCAUCACAAACACCUGUACGUGGUGGGAGAUGAGUCUAGAGAUUGCCCAUCGACGGAACUGUCAACGCCUUUGCCCUGACGCUCCCCUGACCUCUGGGGACAAGAUCACAGGACUUUGCUUACAACAAGCUGCAGUGCCACAUAGAAAUCUAGCGAAGAAAGCCACAUCCAUCUAUGUACUAACACUAGAAAACCAGGGGGCAUUGUAAACAUUUGUUCAGACAGCAGUUUUUAGGGUAUUUUUUUUAUUAAUUACAUAGGAAUUUUGACAGAUUUCAGGGUACUUCUCAAUUAAGAGCGAUGGAGAUAGCUGGCAAAGACUGGUGAUUAGGCAACUCAAGUGUCUUCUGGCUGCGAGGGCCACGGCGCCCACUUAGGUGUUCAGCAUUGUAGGAUCUUUUUUGAAACACAUUAUCUAAGGACUUUCUAGGAAUUUUUGAUUACACAUUGUUUUUAAGCUGACCUUAAAACUUGAUUAUCAAUUUAGUUGUGAAGUAGUGUAUCCUAAGCAAACCAAAGACCACAGAAAUUCUGUAAUGCUGAACGUCACCUAUGUCAGUUUCGCCUGUAAGAUGUAAAGAUUUACGAGGCCAGUACUUAUUCUGACGAGGAUGCAAUCCGCCAGCUCUGAUUCAUCUUACCUUUGACAUUCAUGUGUCUGUGAAUAGUAAUGUUAUAUUGUUGCUCAGAAAGAGGAUAACGUUAAACUGUGCACUGUACAGUUAAGUGGUAUGGCUAAAUUGAAUGCACACUAAAAUUCCCCCAAGAGAUGUAAAUAGGCCAGUGUUAACCUAGUCCCGUUUGUUGAACAGGUAAUCAGUUGUAUGUUGUUCACUCAGAUGUCUUUUACACCAGCAGUAGUGUGUGAAAAAUGAGUCAUGUUGCAUUUUCAGCCUCUGCCUCUGUAUUUUACUUGUGAUUUGCUGAAGAAAUAUAAAAUUUCAAAUGCACUAUCCUGCCACCUGGCACAUAUUCUAGUACCACCCAUUACCUCUGGUGAGGGAAUGAUGAUGAUGUAUGCCCCUGUGGAGACAUGCCACUUGUCACAUUCUCCAGAGCCCAGUGGGUUGUCCUAGCGCGAAAAGAUUCUUCAUCCUGCUAGAACUUAGUAUGUGUUGUAGAUAGGCAACAUUUCGCAUCGUCCUCGCCGGCGAUGUUGUGGUUUCACCAUGUACGUAGAUAUAAGAUCAGCUCACGCAUACUUCCCUUUGUUGGUAUCAGUCAUCAUUAAAAGCAGAUGUAAUGGCAGUCUGAUCAGCUGACUAGCUUCACACUAGUGUUCUCUUUACUGUGUGCAAAAACUAUCAGCAGAACAUGAGGGUUCAUUACCUACAAGAUCCAGAAUCCUGCUUAAAAUAUCUGUACACCCUUAAACCAUGUUGCUCGUCCAGUUGGGUGGUUGUUGGAACCACAUGCCUCCCUCUUUGAUAAUCCUGUAAGCAAAGUAAACCCCACUGACACACAGUCCCUCGGAAACAUAGCAAUCUUUAUUUCCACGUCGUGUAUCCGUGUCCCUUUCUUAUUUCUGCUGGUUUGGAUUUAUUUGUUUUCCAUUUUAUUCUCAUGAGAUUCAUUGCAUUCUCUGGAUCCUUUCUCUGUUUAUGUCCAUAGAUAGUUAUCAGUUACGAAAUCAUUUGGUUAACAUUAGGUUUAACUGUAUUAAUAAGCGUCAUCCUUUCCAGUCUGUAGAUCUUUUUCCCAAAGUGUGUCCUUUUCAGUGAUGGACUUUGACUCUUAUUGACUUGCCCCAUUUUUCUCAUCUUAUUGAUUAUGACUAUUUAAUUAUUCUUUGAUUUAUUGCAUAUAUGUUUAAUAACACUAACCUUAAUUGUUUGAUCAGUUUAAUCUUAGGAUUUCUUUGUUUAUUUGAUCAUUCAAAAUUAAAUUUCAGGACUUUUGUUGGCCAGUCAAAUUAUGUACAUUUAGUACAUCUUAUCAAUAUUGUUACAUAUAUUGUAAUUUCUACGGUAAUUAUAUAUAUUUUUUGUUCUCUAACAGUGAACAUUAGUAAUAAAAUCUGGCAUUUCAUAA